Molecule: messenger RNA, 1176 nt
Organism: Trichomonas vaginalis G3
Lineage: Eukaryota; Parabasalia; Trichomonadida; Trichomonadidae
Exons: 1
Coding region: 1-1176 (391 amino acids)
Source: RefSeq, a predicted model, not a curated record
AUGGAAAGAGAUAUUGAUGAUGUUAGUAAGUCAGAUGUCUCCUUACCAAGAUAUGUUGAUUUAUUGACACCAUUUGCUUCGAUUGAAUUAAAUAGAGAAGUGCAGCGCCUCAUACAAGAGAAAACAAUAUUAGUUUCCGAGAAUAGGCAGUUAAAAGAGGAACGCGACUUCUUUUAUAGUCUACUAAUGAAAAAAGCUCAAAAUCCAAAAGCAGAACAGAAUAAAUUGAAACUAGAACUUCAAAAACAUUUAAAUUCAGAAAUUACAAUACCUCUACCCGAAUUCCAUGAUAUUGGAAUAGAUGCAUUAAGCUAUACUAAUACACUCAGUUUCCUGAAUUCCGAAAUAAUAUCGAUUUUGCCAGUUGAACACAAACAAGAACCUAAAGAAAUCCCAAACGUUUUAAGCAUACAAAAAGUCAAUUCUUUCGAAUCCAAACCAGAAGAAAAAAUUGAAAGAAAUAUUAUUUUGAGAAUCAGAAAAUGUUCCAAUUUUAGCGUUCCAUUAGAAGACAAAUCAAUGAAGAUUAACACAUUUAAUAUUUACAACUCUAAUAUCAUUCACACACACAAUUACUCAGAUAAAUUCACUCAAUUCGAACCGGCAAAGAAGGAUAAAGGAAUCGACAACAACGGUCAAACAAAUGAUCAUGCUGACAUUGCAACUUCCAAUGUUACAGAUUUUGAACAUUCUUCAACACAAACAGAAAUUUUACCAAAAUAUUCAACUGCUGAAUCCCAGUCAGAGUUACACUUUGUUAAUGAAGCUUCUACACAAUCUCAAAAUGAGAGUAGUUUAUCAAGUUUCCUUAAUACAUCAAAACAGAUUCAAUAUAAAACUCAAAAAGUUCAAGCUACAAAUGCAGAUCGUUGUGACUUCUCAAAGAAAGAAUUUUUAUCUCUUUUAUCAACAUUUGAAAACACAACAUUCAAACACGCAAAAGAAAUGCUUUCUCUCGCUCAAUCCGGUGAUGCCAUUGUUUCAUAUUUUACCAAACUCUGUGGCUCAAGAAUUCAAUCUUUAGAAUUUGAAAAUUCUGAUCUAAUUUGCGAAAUCUGCAGGAUUAGGCAAGAAAGUAGUGGAGCUAUUGCAAAAACAAUUAUAAAAUUGAAGAAGACAUCAAUCAAUGAACUAGAAUUGAAAGAUGUAGUUUCAAGAUGCUUAUAUAACAAUUAA